CGCCCUCCUGGCUCGCCCCCACCCCUCGGGAUAUCCGCCUCGCCUCGCCUCCACUCCGCCCGGCGCCUCCUCCUCCCUCCUCCUCUGCUCCGCCCCGCCGCCGCAAGGAUCCAACCCCCGCGCGUCGCCUUCUCCGCAGCCUACCCAUUCUUCCCGAGAUUUCCCAGGAGUUUUCCCUCUGGUUUAAUGGCACUGUGCCUUUGAGAAAAUCUUUAAUUGUGCUGUCUGGGCUACGGAACGAUAAUGUCGCAACUUGGAUUAGCUGCAGCUGCCUCAAAGGUGCUGCCACUACUCCCUAAUCGCCAGAGAAGUUCAGCUGGGACUACAUUCCCAUCCGCAUCAUCGAGGCCCUCAACCCGAAGGAAAAGCCGCACACGUUCACUUCGUGAUGGAGGAGAUGGGGUAUCUGAUGCCAAAAAGCACAACCAGUCUGUUCGUCAAGGUCUUGCUGGCAUCAUCGACCUCCCAAAUGAGGCAACUUCGGAAGUGGAUAUUUCGCAUGGAUCUGAGGAUCCCAGGGGGCCAGCAGAGUCCUAUCAAAUGAAUGGGAUUAUAAAUGAAACACAUAACGGUAGACAUGCCUCAGUGUCCAAGGUUGUUGAAUUUUGUGCGGCGUUAGGUGGCAAAGCACCAAUUCACAGUAUAUUAGUGGCCAACAAUGGAAUGGCAGCAGCAAAGUUCAUGAGGAGUAUCCGGACAUGGGCUAAUGAUACUUUUGGAUCGGAGAAGGCAAUUCAGCUCAUAGCUAUGGCAACUCCGGAAGACAUGAGGAUAAAUGCAGAACACAUUAGAAUUGCUGAUCAAUUUGUAGAGGUGCCUGGUGGAACAAAUAAUAACAACUAUGCAAAUGUUCAACUCAUAGUGGAGAUAGCAGAAAGAGUAGGUGUUUCUGCUGUUUGGCCUGGUUGGGGUCAUGCUUCUGAGAAUCCUGAACUGCCAGAUGCAUUGACUGCAAAAGGAAUCGUUUUUCUUGGGCCACCUGCAUCAUCAAUGAAUGCAUUGGGAGAUAAGGUUGGUUCAGCUCUCAUUGCUCAAGCAGCCGGGGUCCCGACUCUUUCGUGGAGUGGAUCACAUGUUGAAGUUCCAUUAGAGUGCUGCUUAGACGCGAUACCUGAGGAGAUGUAUAGAAAAGCUUGUGUUACUACCACAGAAGAAGCUGUUGCGAGUUGUCAGGUUGUUGGUUAUCCUGCCAUGAUUAAGGCCUCUUGGGGAGGUGGUGGUAAAGGAAUAAGAAAGGUUCAUAAUGAUGAUGAGGUUAGAGCACUGUUUAAGCAAGUGCAAGGUGAAGUCCCUGGCUCCCCAAUAUUUAUCAUGAGGCUUGCAUCCCAGAGUCGUCAUCUUGAAGUUCAGUUGCUUUGUGAUCAAUAUGGCAAUGUAGCAGCACUUCACAGUCGUGAUUGCAGUGUGCAACGGCGACACCAAAAGAUCAUUGAGGAAGGCCCAGUUACUGUUGCUCCUCGUGAGACAGUUAAAGCACUUGAGCAGGCAGCAAGGAGGCUUGCUAAGGCUGUGGGUUAUGUUGGUGCUGCUACUGUUGAAUAUCUUUACAGCAUGGAGACUGGAGAAUACUAUUUUCUGGAGCUUAAUCCCAGAUUACAGGUCGAGCAUCCAGUCACUGAGUGGAUAGCUGAAGUAAAUCUGCCCGCAGGUCAAGUUGCUGUUGGAAUGGGCAUACCUCUUUGGCAGAUUCCAGAAAUCAGACGUUUCUAUGGAAUGGACUAUGGAGGAGGGUAUGACAUUUGGAGGAAAACAGCAGCUCUUGCUACACCAUUUAAUUUUGAUGAAGUAGAUUCUCAAUGGCCAAAGGGCCAUUGUGUGGCAGUUAGAAUUACUAGCGAGGAUCCGGAUGAUGGUUUCAAACCUACCGGCGGAAAAGUGAAGGAGAUAAGUUUUAAAAGCAAGCCUAAUGUUUGGGCCUACUUCUCAGUAAAGUCUGGUGGAGGCAUUCAUGAAUUUGCUGAUUCUCAGUUCGGACAUGUUUUUGCAUAUGGACUCUCUAGAUCAGCAGCAAUAACGAACAUGGUUCUUGCAUUAAAAGAGAUUCAAAUUCGUGGAGAAAUUCAUUCAAAUGUUGAUUACACAGUUGAUCUCUUAAAUGCUUCAGACUUCAGAGAAAACAAGAUUCAUACUGGUUGGCUCGAUACCAGAAUAGCUAUGCGUGUUCAAGCUGAGAGGCCCCCAUGGUAUAUUUCAGUGGUUGGAGGAGCUCUAUAUAAAACUGUAACCGCCAAUGCAGCCACUGUUUCUGAGUAUGUUAGUUAUCUCACCAAGGGCCAGAUUCCACCAAAGCAUAUAUCCCUUGUCAAUUCAACAGUUAAUCUGAAUAUCGAAGGGAGCAAAUACACAAUUGAAACUGUAAGGACUGGACAUGGUAGCUACAGAUUGCGAAUGAAUGAUUCAGCAAUUGAAGCGAAUGUACAAUCUCUGUGUGAUGGUGGCCUCUUAAUGCAGCUGGAUGGAAAUAGCCAUGUAAUUUAUGCGGAAGAAGAAGCUGGUGGUACACGACUUCUGAUUGAUGGAAAGACAUGUUUGUUACAGAAUGAUCAUGAUCCAUCAAAGUUAUUAGCUGAGACACCCUGCAAACUUCUUCGGUUCUUGGUUGCUGAUGGUGCUCAUGUUGAUGCCGAUGUACCAUAUGCGGAAGUUGAGGUUAUGAAGAUGUGCAUGCCUCUCUUGUCGCCUGCUUCUGGUGUCAUUCAUGUUAUGAUGUCUGAGGGCCAGGCAUUGCAGGCUGGUGAUCUUAUAGCAAGGCUGGAUCUUGAUGACCCUUCUGCUGUGAAAAGAGCUGAACCAUUUGAUGGAAUGUUUCCACAAAUGGGCCUUCCUGUUGCUGCCUCUAAUCAAGUACACAAAAGAUAUGCUGCAAGUUUGAAUGCCGCUCGAAUGGUCCUUGCAGGAUAUGAGCAUAAUAUCAACGAAGUUGUACAAGAUCUGGUAUGCUGUCUGGACGAUCCUGAGCUUCCUUUCCUACAGUGGGAUGAACUUAUGUCAGUUCUAGCAACUAGGCUUCCAAGAAACCUUAAGAGUGAGUUAGAGGAUAAAUACAAGGAAUACAAGUUGAACUUUUACCGUGGUGAAAACAAGGACUUCCCAUCCAAGCUGCUGAGAGACAUCAUUGAGGCAAAUCUUGCUUAUGGUUCAGAGAAGGAAAAAGCUGCGAACGAGAGGCUUGUUGAGCCUCUUAUGAGCCUACUCAAGUCGUAUGACGGUGGGAGAGAAAGCCAUGCUCAUUUUGUUGUCAAGUCCCUUUUCGAGGAGUAUCUUGCUGUGGAAGAACUUUUCAGUGAUGGGAUUCAGUCUGACGUGAUUGAAACCCUGCGUCAUCAGCACAGUAAAGACCUGCUGAAGGUUGUAGACAUUGUAUUGUCUCACCAGGGUGUGAGGAACAAAGCUAAGCUUGUAACAGCACUUAUGGAAAAGCUGGUUUAUCCAAAUCCUGCUGCUUACAGGGAUCUGCUGGUUCGCUUUUCUUCACUCAAUCAUAAAAGAUAUUAUAAGUUGGCCCUUAAAGCAAGUGAACUUCUCGAACAAACUAAACUAAGUGAACUCUGUGCAAGCAUCGCAAGAAGCCUUUCUGAUCUGGGGAUGCAUAAGGGAGAAAUGACUAUUAAAGAUAGCAUGGAAGAUUUAGUCUCUGCCCCACUGCCUGUUGAAGAUGCACUUAUUUCUUUGUUUGAUUACAGUGAUCCAACUGUUCAGCAGAAAGUGAUCGAGACAUAUAUAUCUCGAUUGUACCAGCCUCUUCUUGUGAAGGAUAGCAUCCAAAUGAAAUUUAAGGAAUCUGGUGCCUUUGCUUUAUGGGAAUUUUCUGGAGGGCAUGUUGAUACUAAAAAUGGACAAGGGGCCGUUCUUGAUCGAAAGAGAUGGGGUGCCAUGGUGGUUCUCAAAUCACUUGAAUCUGUGCGAACGGACAUUGUAGCUGCCUUAAAGGAUUCGGCACAACAUGACAGCUCUGAGGGCAACAUGAUGCACAUUGCUCUAUUGAGUGCUGAAAAUGAAAAUAAUAUCAGCAGUGAUGAUCAAGCUCAACAUAGGAUGGAAAAACUUACCAAGAUACUCAAGGAUACUAGUAUCGCAAAUGAUCUCCGAGCUGCUGGUUUGAAGGUUAUAAGUUGCAUUGUUCAGAGAGAUGAAGCACGCAUGCCGAUGCGCCACUCAUUCCUCUGGUCAGAUGAAAAGAGUUGUUAUGACGAAGAGCAGAUUCUCCGGCAUGUGGAGCCUCCCCUCUCUGCGCUUCUUGAAUUGGAUAAGUUGAAAGUGAAAGGAUACAAUGAAAUGAAGUAUACUCCAUCACGUGACCGUCAAUGGCAUAUCUACACACUAAGAAAUACUGAAAACCCCAAAAUGUUGCAUAGGGUAUUUUUCCGAACUAUUGUCAGGCAACCCAAUGCAGGCAACAAGUUUACAUCAGCCCAAAUUGGCGAUACUGAAGUAGGAGGUCCUACAGAAUCUUUGUCAUUUACAUCAAAUAGCAUUUUAAGGUCGUUGAUGACUGCUAUUGAAGAAUUAGAGCUUCACGCGAUUAGGACUGGUCAUUCUCACAUGUAUUUGUGCAUAUUGAAAGAACAAAAGCUUCUUGAUCUCAUUCCUUUUUCAGGGAGCGCAAUUGUCGAUGUUGGCCAAGAUGAAGCUACUGCUUGUUCACUUUUAAAAUCAAUGGCUCUGAAGAUACAUGAACUUGUUGGUGCACAGAUGCAUCAUCUUUCUGUAUGCCAGUGGGAGGUGAAACUCAAGUUGGACUGCGAUGGGCCUGCCAGUGGCACCUGGAGGGUUGUAACUACAAAUGUUACUAGUCACACGUGCACUGUUGAUAUCUACCGGGAAGUGGAAGAUACAGAAUCACAGAAGUUAGUAUACCAUUCUGCUUCUUCGCCAGCUGGUCCCUUGCAUGGUUCUGCACUGAAUAAUCCGUAUCAACCUUUGAGUGUCAUUGAUCUAAAACGCUGCUCUGCUAGGAACAACAGAACUACUUAUUGCUAUGAUUUUCCAUUGGCAUUUGAAACUGCACUGCAGAAGUCAUGGCAGUCCAAUGGCUCCAGUGUUUCUAAAGGAAGCGAAAAUAGUAAAUCUUAUGUGAAAGCAACAGAGCUGGUGUUUGCCGAAAAACAUGGGUCUUGGGGCACUCCUAUAAUUCCCAUGGAGCGUCCUGCUGGGCUCAAUGACAUUGGCAUGGUAGCUUGGAUCUUAGAGAUGUCCACUCCUGAAUUUCCCAAUGGCAGGCAGAUUAUUGUUGUAGCAAAUGAUAUUACUUUCAGAGCUGGAUCAUUUGGCCCAAGGGAAGAUGCGUUUUUUGAAGCUGUCACCAACCUGGCCUGCGAGAGGAAGCUUCCUCUUAUAUACUUGGCAGCAAACUCCGGUGCUAGGAUUGGCAUAGCCGAUGAAGUGAAAUCUUGCUUCCGUGUUGGGUGGUCUGAUGAAGGUAGCCCUGAACGUGGAUUUCAGUACAUUUAUCUAACUGAAGAAGACUAUGCUCGUAUUAGCUCUUCUGUUAUAGCACAUAAGCUGCAGCUGGAUAGUGGUGAAAUUAGGUGGAUUAUUGACUCUGUUGUGGGCAAGGAGGAUGGGCUUGGUGUUGAGAAUAUAAAUGGAAGUGCUGCUAUUGCCAGUGCUUAUUCUAGGGCAUACGAGGAGACAUUUACACUUACAUUCGUGACUGGACGGACUGUAGGGAUAGGUGCUUAUCUUGCUCGGCUUGGUAUACGUUGCAUACAACGUCUUGACCAGCCUAUUAUUUUAACUGGGUUUUCUGCCCUGAACAAGCUUCUUGGGCGGGAAGUGUACAGCUCUCACAUGCAGUUGGGUGGUCCUAAGAUCAUGGCAACCAAUGGUGUUGUCCACUUGACUGUUUCAGAUGACCUUGAAGGUGUUUACAAUAUAUUGAGGUGGCUCAGCUAUGUUCCUGCCAACAUUGGUGGACCUCUUCCUAUUACAAAACCUUUGGAUCCACCAGACAGACCUGUUGCAUACAUCCCUGAGAACACAUGUGAUCCGCGUGCGGCCAUUCGUGGUGUAGAUGACAGCCAAGGGAAAUGGUUGGGUGGUAUGUUCGACAAAGACAGCUUUGUGGAGACAUUUGAAGGAUGGGCAAAAACAGUUGUUACUGGCAGAGCAAAGCUUGGAGGAAUUCCUGUAGGUGUCAUAGCUGUGGAGACACAGACCAUGAUGCAGCUUGUCCCAGCUGAUCCAGGCCAGCUUGAUUCCCAUGAGCGGUCUGUUCCUCGUGCUGGACAAGUGUGGUUCCCUGAUUCUGCAACCAAGACCGCUCAGGCAUUGUUGGACUUCAACCGUGAAGGAUUGCCUCUGUUCAUCCUUGCUAACUGGAGAGGUUUCUCUGGUGGACAAAGAGAUCUGUUUGAAGGAAUUCUUCAGGCUGGGUCAACAAUUGUUGAGAACCUUAGGACAUACAAUCAGCCUGCAUUUGUCUACAUUCCUAUGGCUGGAGAGCUGCGUGGAGGAGCUUGGGUUGUGGUUGACAGCAAAAUAAAUCCAGACCGAAUUGAGUGUUAUGCUGAGAGGACUGCGAAAGGCAAUGUUCUUGAACCUCAAGGGUUAAUUGAAAUCAAGUUCAGGUCAGAGGAACUCCAAGAUUGUAUGGGUAGGCUUGACCCAGAGUUGAUGAAUCUGAAAGCAGAACUCCAAGGUGCAAAGCUUGGAAAUGGAAGUCUACCGGACAUAGAAUCCCUUCAGAAGAGUAUAGAAGCUCGUACAAAACAGUUAUUGCCUAUAUAUACCCAGAUUGCAAUACGGUUUGCUGAAUUGCAUGAUACUUCCCUCAGAAUGGCAGCUAAAGGUGUGAUUAAAAAAGUGGUAGAUUGGGAAGAAUCACGCUCUUUCUUCUACAAAAGGCUACGGAGGAGGAUCUCCGAAGAUGUUCUUGCAAAAGAAAUAAGAGGAAUAGCUGGUGACCACUUCACUCACCAAUCAGCAGUCGAGCUGAUCAAGGAAUGGUACUUGGCUUCUCAAGCCAAAAUAGGAAGCACUGAAUGGGAUGAUGAUGAUGCUUUUGUUGCCUGGAAGGACAAUCCUGAAAACUACAAGGGAUAUAUCCAAAACCUAAGGGCUCAGAAGGUGUCUCAGUCGCUCUCCGAUCUUGCAGACUCCAGUUUAGAUCUUGAAGCAUUCUCGCAGGGUCUUUCUACACUAUUAAAUAAGAUGGAUCCCUCUCAGAGAGCCAAGUUGGUUCAGGAAGUCAAUAAGGUCCUUGGUUGAUGAAAUGAUAACGACACAUCCAACAUAAUGUGUAUGCUACAUGUUUUUGAUGAAGUACAUACAUAGAAGGAUAUUGCUCAGCCUUGAUUGAUCAUUUCUGAUCUGAAUCGACCAUUAUUUAUUAAAAUUUGUUCUGUUGGACCUGAUCCUGUGGUUGAUAUAAGCGCAAAGCUUGGGGCAGCCGACAAUUAGCAAGGGCACAAAGUGAAUAUGUGCUCUGGUUUUGCAGUAAUCAAGUAAGGCACGAAGUUGUAUCGCUGUAGUUCUGUGAUGUAACCAGGGGUUCAAUUCUGUAAUUUUAGGGUGUAUCUUGCGGAUACUAGCAUACAGUUGAGUGGUUCAUUAAAUCUUGAACUUGAAUAAUAUGUUUUGUAGGCAUGUGUACCUCUACGUGAAAUAAAUGUUGUUGAAUAGAAUUCGGCAUUAGAAUUUGCUGGCACUCAUAAUGCUUGAAUGCACAGCAUGUCGUUUGUACCUUUCCUGGAUUACCUGUAAUUUUCUACUGCCCCUUGUUAGUAAGGGAGUGUUGAGUGUUUGGAUUUUAAUGGCUAAAGUUUAGUCAUGUCA
Molecule: messenger RNA, 7776 nt
Organism: Panicum hallii
Lineage: Eukaryota; Viridiplantae; Streptophyta; Magnoliopsida; Poales; Poaceae
Product: acetyl-CoA carboxylase 2-like
Exons: 34
Coding region: 244-7209 (2321 amino acids)
Biological process (GO): fatty acid biosynthetic process
Molecular function (GO): metal ion binding; acetyl-CoA carboxylase activity; ATP binding
Source: RefSeq, a predicted model, not a curated record